Molecule: messenger RNA, 105 nt
Organism: Peronospora matthiolae
Lineage: Eukaryota; Oomycota; Peronosporomycetes; Peronosporales; Peronosporaceae
Source: the annotation of a GenBank genome assembly
AUGGGGCCAAGUCUGUGGGACCAGACGCGUCCAAUAUGUGCGCCUUUGCGUGGUGGCAAGAGCUCGGACUCGACGACACUGGAUAAUUUGCCGCUACGUGUAUAG